Oncorhynchus nerka (sockeye salmon) is the source of this 6466-nucleotide messenger RNA. It is a transcript of the gene farp2, whose product is annotated as FERM, RhoGEF and pleckstrin domain protein 2. Gene Ontology annotation, cellular component: cytoskeleton. Lineage: Eukaryota; Metazoa; Chordata; Actinopteri; Salmoniformes; Salmonidae. The record is from RefSeq and is a predicted model, not a curated record. The transcript is spliced from 28 exons. Gene Ontology annotation, molecular function: cytoskeletal protein binding; guanyl-nucleotide exchange factor activity. Bases 136 to 3528 code for a protein of 1130 amino acids.
CUUGUGGCUUCGAGCUUUUCCCGGAGACCCAUCCAGUAUAUCGUAUUCAUUAUUGGAGUUCCAGGAUUUCAAGACGAAGGACAGAAGGAUUGAGUGACCCAGUGGGCUGGUUGGUGUGCGGGGAGAGCAGCAGCUAUGGGUGAAAUGGAGGGCUCCUACAGGGCCAUACAGACCCCUGGCACCCGGCUGGGGGCCCAGUUCAAUGCUGGGAUCAGUACCUUGGAGCCGGGCCAGAGCCUCAGUGAUGCCUUGGGCCCCGGGGGUAGGAGCCCAGGCAGGGGACUACAGCUCAGGGUCCAGGGCCUGGACGACUCCCAGGAGUUUUACGACUUGGAGUCCAGAGCUGACGGACAGACUCUUCUCUCUGAUGUGUUCCGGAGGAGCAACCUAAUGGAGAGUGAUUACUUUGGCCUAGAGUUCCAGAACAUGCAGAUGAGCUGGGUUUGGUUGGAACCCACAAAGCUUGUUGUGAAACAAGUGAAGAGACCCAUGAACACUCUCUUCAGGCUGUCCGUGAAGUUCUUUCCCCCUGACCCUGGUCAGCUGCAGGAAGAGUACACUAGGUACCUGUUCUCCCUGCAGAUGAAGCGAGACCUGCUAGAGGGCAGGUUGAGCUGUACAGAAAACACCGCUUCCCUGCUGGCCUCACAUCUCCUUCAAUCGGAGAUAGGGGACUAUGACGACCUGGCGGACAGGGACUUCCUGAAGCUGAACAAGCUGCUGCCCAAUCAGGAGAGGAUACAGGAGAGGAUCAUGGAACUGCACUACAGACACCUCGGGCAGACUCCAGCCGACUCAGACUUUCAGGUUCUGGAGAUCGCCCGUAAACUGGAGAUGUACGGCGUCCGUUUCCACCCAGCAGCCGACCGCGAGGGAACGAAGAUCAACCUGGCCGUGGCUCACAUAGGCCUGCAGGUCUUCCAGGGUAACACCAAAAUAAACACCUUCAAUUGGUCCAAGAUCCGAAAACUGAGCUUCAAGAGGAAACGCUUCCUGAUCAAGCUAUACCCAGAGGUUCAUGGGCCUCAUCAGGAUACCCUGGAGUUUCAGAUGGUCAGUCGGGACCAGUGCAAGAUCUUCUGGAAGAAUUGUGUGGAACAUCACUCGUUCUUCCGCCUCUUGGAUCAGCCGCAGCCCAAGUCCAAAGCCAUUCUCUUUAGUAGGGGAUCGUCGUUCAGAUACAGUGGGAGGACCCAGAAGCAACUAGUGGAAUAUGUGAAGGACAGCGGCGCAAGGAGGACACCAUAUCAGAGGAGGAACAGUAAGGUGAGGAUGUCGGCUCGCUCCCUGGCCCCUGAUGUGCCAAAACAGAUGUUCUCGUUCAAUGACAGCCUGCGGGCGCCAGGUUCCCCAUCCUCUGGGAUCGGGUCCUUCCACUCCAUACAAGUCUCCAGCUCCCCCCCACGUCCGGAGCCCCAGGCCCAGUCUCCACAGCCUCCUGCCCAGAGCCAGGCCCAGUAUACACAGAGACAGGCCCAGUCUACACAGCCUCCUCCCCAGAGACAGGCCCAGUCUACACAGCUUCCUCCCCAGCAGCAACAGACCCAGCUCCUGCCCCCACAGCUGGCCAGGCCCUCCAGCCCCCCAGCGAAGGAGGACCCCCACAAGGCCACCGACAUCCCCCCAUGUCACCACGCCUUCUCACAAGGUGCCCCAAGUUCCCCGGCGGCAGGAGACUGCAACCCCUCGUCUGUGUGUGUAGAGAGUAGAGCUUCCCAUCCGCAGCAGCAGCCCUCCCAAAAUGGCAAUGAGGAUAGUGAGCAGGGGUCCUCUAUGGACAGCCCCCAGCUCUCCCCGUUCAACUCCAAGAGCUCUCCCCUCUGCCUGUCCCCCUCCUUCCAGAUGUCUACGCUGAGUCUCCCGGGGGCAGGCCAGGCCCCCUCGCCCCUACAGAGCCCCAUCCUGAGUGAGGUGGGCACCAACAGGCUAGAGGAGGAGGAGGAGGGCAGGAGGAAGCGAUAUCCCACCGACAAGGCCUACUUCAUUGCCAAAGAGAUUCUAACCACAGAGAGGACCUACCUGAAAGACCUAGAAGUCAUCACAGUGUGGUUCCGCAGCGCGGUGAUCAAAGAGAACGCCAUGCCAGAGGGGCUGAUGACCCUGCUGUUCUCCAACAUCGACCCCAUUUACGAGUUCCACCGGGGGUUCCUCAAGGAGAUCGACCAGAGACUGGCUUUAUGGGAGGGGCGCUCUAACGCUCAUGUGAAGGGAGACUACCAGAGGAUUGGAGACGUCAUGCUGAGGAACAUGUGUGCUCUCAAGGAGUUCACCAACUACCUGCAGAAACAUGACGAGGUGCUGACCGAGCUGGAGAAGGCCACCAAGCGCCUGAAGAAGCUGGAGACGGUGUAUAAGGAGUUUGAGCUUCAGAAGGUGUGUUACCUGCCUCUCAACACGUUCCUGCUGAAGCCCAUCCAGCGCCUCAUGCACUACAAACUGAUCCUAGAGAGACUGUGUAAACACUACAGCCCAGACCACCCCGACCACAACAACUGCAGAGAGGCCCUGAAGGAGGUGGCAGAGAUGACCAAUCAGCUCCAGAGUAGUUUGAUCCGUCUGGAGAACUUCCAGAAGCUGUCUGAGCUCCAGAGAGACCUGAUCGGCAUCGAGAACCUCACUGCGCCCGGCAGGGAGUUCAUUCGAGAGGGUUGUCUGUACAAGCUGACCAAAAAAGGGCUGCAGCAAAGGAUGUUUUUCCUGUUCUCUGACCAGCUCCUGUACACGAGUAAAGGUGUGACGGCCACCAACCAGUUCAAGGUCCAUGGCCAGCUGCCUCUGCACGGCAUGAUCCUCAUAGUUUUGGAGGCCCCGGUGGAAGAGAGUGAGAAUGAGUGGUCUGUUCCUCACUGCUUCACCAUCUACUCUGCCCAGAGGACCAUUGUGGUGGCAGCCAGCUCGAAGGUGGAGAUGGGGAAAUGGAUAGAGGACCUCAACAUGGCAAUUGAGAUGACCAAGAAAUCUCAGGAGAAAUCAGACCUGUUCCUGGACCCAGGCCUGUGUGAUCGCUCCAACAGGUCGUCGGAUGAGGUUUCUCUGGAUCAGGAGUCAGAGGAUGACAUGUCGUCGUCCCGUAACUCUCUGGAUAAGCAGACCCAUCACCGUGCCAACAGCACCAUGCAUGUCUGCUGGCAUCGCAACACCAGCGUGUCCAUGUCAGAUCACAGCCUGGCUGUGGAGAACCAGCUCUCAGGUUACCUCCUAAGGAAAUUCAAGAACAGCAACGGCUGGCAGAAGCUCUGGGUGGUCUUCACCAACUUCUGUCUGUUCUUUUACAAGACUCACCAGGAUGAUUUCCCGCUGGCCAGCCUCCCGUUGCUAGGUUACACCGUGAGCAGCCCGGGAGAGUCGGACAGCAUCCACAAGGAAUACGUCUUCAAACUGCACUUCAAGUCCCACGUCUAUUUCUUCCGGGCGGAGAGCGAGUAUACAUUCGAGAGAUGGAUGGAGGUGAUUAAGAGUGCGGCCAGUGCUACUGGCAGGAUGAGUCUCCUCAUACCUAAAGGUCCCCUGCAGAUGAAUGGGAACUAACUGCGCUCUUUGAUCUGAUCUACUGCGUCUUAGAAGCUUCUAUCUAAUCUGAGUCCCAAAUGGCACCCAAGGGUCAGUCCUAGAGAGUAAAGGGCUGGGCCCAAUAGACUCUGAGACAAUACUGUAUAAUACCAUCCCUCUCUCUCCCUCUCUACGGUUCUCAUUGGCAUCAUGUUAAAGUGGCACUCAUGUCUUGGAUUUAUUUGGCAGAUAAGGGCUCAGUGAGUGACUGGAAGUUAUUAUAUAUAUAUAUAUAUAUUUCAUUCUUUCCUUCUGGAAUGGUCAACCAUUGUUACGUGAGAAUCUGUUGAAACAAUGUAUCAGCAGGGAACAGAGUAACAUUCUAAAUCCAGUAAUUGGAUACGUGGUUCAAGAGAGAAGGAUAUACCAGUGCUAUCAUGAUCAACAAGGAUACUCGAGGACAUCCUGUCAAGGAUGAGUGUACACACUCAGCCAGCUGAGAAAGGGAACUAAAGCGAGACGCAUGACCUUCUCAUGGCAGCCAGUGUAAAACAACUACAUCACAAAACAUAGGAUUGGUUUCCCAAACUCGGAUUAAGUCUAGUCCUGGCCUAAAAAAAGCUUUUUUUUAAAUGGAAAAUCACCUUUUUGAAAGUGUUUUUUUACUCCAGAACUAGACUUAAUCUGUGUCCAGAACUAGACUUAAUCUGUGUCCAGAACUAGACUUAAUCUGUGUCCAGAACUAGACUUAAUCUGUGUCCAGAACUAGACUUCAUCUGUGUCCAGAACUAGACUUCAUCUGUGUCCAGAACUAGACUUCAUCUGUGUCCAGAACUAGACUUCAUCUGUGUCCAGAACUAGACUUCAUCUGUGUCCAGAACUAGACUUCAUCUGUGUCCAGAACUAGACUUCAUCUGUAUCUGGAAAACCGUUUUAUAGCGAUUUAUCGAUCAGGUUUUGUUCUAGAGAAGUUUAUACAGCGUUAGUCUAAAGACUGUUGUUUCCUUUUAGCCAGUGAAAGCAUUCUGCGGACGGUCGUUGUCGAGUCUGUAUCGUGUCUGUCUACACGAAGAUACAGGUGUCGAAAGGGAACUGGUAGGUGGAGGAAGGCAGUGAUGAUAUUACGGAGGUGCAGAGCUUGUAGGAUUUAUUUGACUAGGGACUGUGGAAGGGUAACUAGCUGGAGAACAACCUCAGAUACUCUUUCUUUAUACCACGUUUAAAAUAGCUGGACUUGAGGUAGCUCUGGUCCAGGGUGUUGUUUCUUCCACUAAGGAAUUAGUGGAGGAAUUAAUGCCCUGGACCAGAGCUCUGGUACAGCAAGAGAGGUAGGGAGGUACCCAGUGAAUGUCCUUUUUUUUUGUUCAUUGAUAAAAGGCAGAUGGUAUUGUAUGUUGAAAUGAGUUAGGAACACAAGCAGUCAAAUCUCCUUUUUUUUAGGGUAACUUCUGUAAUAGACUUGGGAGGCAUUAUUCCGUUCUUUUGAGAAUUUCGUAGUUCUCAUUUGUUCUGUUGUCACACUGAGGUAUUAAUGGCCAUGGAGUUAAAUCAAAAAAUGGAGUGUAAAACACACAAUUCUGUAAGGUACGUUUUCCAUUGAAGUGUUUCAAGGGGUCUAUAUUCAUGUUAAUAAAUGUACAAGUACUUUGUUGGUCCCCGAGAGAGAAAAAAAAAACUUUUAUUAAUUACGUUUUCCUGUACUAUCAAUAUGUAGUUCGAUUUUAUUUUUCAUACAUUGACAAUUGUCCAACCUAAUUCUGGCCUAAUUCAUAACCUCAAAUGUUGUUAAAGUCCAAUCUACUUAAAGCAUUUAAUUGUGUUGUGUUAUUGACUUGUUAUUAGUCAGUGUUGGCCAGUUCUACUGUUUUGUCUGAUUUCCUAGUUUUUACGACAGCAGGAAGUCGGGAAGGAAGGUGCUACGUUUGAUUCAUGUUUUGUUUGGCUUGCUGGGCUUGUAUAGUUACUACCAUGUGUUCUGGAUUAUAGUUAGUUUAGUGUUUUUUUUGUUGUUCAUUUAACAUAGGGAUGACGAUGACCUCGUAAAAUUAAUAUGCAGCGUUAUAAUCCUAAUAUCUAUAGUAUUUUUUUUUUUUUAAGUUACUGAUUCCAUUCUAAUAUGUCAUUAAGGCUGAAGAGCUUGGAUCGGUCCCAAAUGGGAUCCUAUUCCCUAUGGGCCCUGGUCAAAAGUAGUGCACUUUUUUUAAAGGGAAUCAAGGUGCCAUUUGGGACUCCUUCCACGUUAGAAGAUCUGUCGUGGUCUAACUGUCUUGCUGUAUGUAGUGGGCCUUGUGAGUAUUGUGUUUUUAAUAUGUGACUACAGGAGAUCAGGAUGUGUAUAUUCUCUAAGUGUCUCGGUGUAGAGCUGAUUUAGGAUGAGUUUUUUUUUUUUGGUGUGUGUGUGUGUCCCCCCUUGUAAAUCGUAUGCAUAAGAGGGGAGACCUUCUCCUAGAUGAGCACUCCUACUUUAAGACGCUAGAUGCAUCCGGGCCCCUGUCCGUUCGUCAUCAGAAAGCCCCCCUUUCCCCCGUUACUGUCUUCACAUCAUGGUGUUGUCUUUUGGUCUCCGGAGUGAUUAGGGGCCAGCGAGGUGUAAGUCCUGUCAUCUUCCCACGUUGGACUGGAAUGAAUCACAAUGUUUAGGGCGCACCUCUAUCUCAUCCCUGUGUGUGUGUCCCAAAUGGCGCUCUAUUCCUUAUAUAGUGCACUACUCUUGACCAGGACCCAUAGGGAAUAGGGUGCCAUUUUGAGAUGCAACCAAGGCCUCACUGCCCCCUUUCCCAGUUCAUCUCUCUGUGUUCAGGUGUGCUAACCAACCAAGGCCUCACUGGCCCCCUGUCUGCUGUUCCCGUCGGAUGUUCUUCCUAUUUAUUGUGUAGCAGCAUGUCAUUGGAGCCCUUCUUGUUCCUGUAUGUUCUGCUUCUUGCUCCUGUUAUUAUUGCAUUGAUAACAAAUAAAGUUGAACAGAUGCAAAACAACA